Molecule: messenger RNA, 1938 nt
Organism: Peniophora sp. CBMAI 1063
Lineage: Eukaryota; Fungi; Basidiomycota; Agaricomycetes; Russulales; Peniophoraceae
Source: the annotation of a GenBank genome assembly
AUGCAAGUCGACUCUGCUUACUCGCCCUCGCCGUUCUGCAACCCGUCAGAGAAUGAUAUUGCCGAUUUUCUGAACCUCGAUCUGUUCUCGCACGCCGGCCCGUCGGGAAGCUCGACCUCGCCACCGUCGUCCGGCUCGCGUGCUUCAUCCCGCUCCCCCGCCCCCUCGGACCCGCUCCACACGCCGCCCCAGCCGUUCAGCUCGGAGAACGACCCCUUUGGCCUCGUCCAGCCCGACUUUUUCUCUUUUUCCCAGCCAUUCGACUACACGAAGCAGGACCCGCUCGUGCCGCCCCCGACGACGAGCGCGCCCUUUGACUUCCUCGCCGCAUUCAACACCGUCGCACCCGCCCAGUUCGCCAUCGACCCCCAGCUCGUGCACACCCCCGCGGCAUCCCCCGAGGCCAGUUCGGGGUCAGGUGGUUCGGACAAGCACUCGUCGCCCGAGGAGAUGCAGCAUGACGGCGACGACGAGCGCUCGCACGCGGACGACUCUGCGACGUCCCCCGCUUCUCCCGCCGGCACCGAUGUCGCGCCGCUCAAAGCCGGCGGCAAGGGCAAGGCUCGCCGCGGUACCGUCCAGUCUGGCGGGAUCGUCAAGAAGCCCGCCGUGUCGGCCGUAGUGCGGUCCAAGGACCCGAUCGACGACGAUGACGAGGCCGACGACUGGCGUCCGAGCCCCGAGGAGUACAAGAAGAUGAGCUCAAAGGAGAAGCGCCAGCUUCGGAACAAGAUCUCCGCGCGCAAUUUCCGCGUGCGCCGCAAGGAGUACAUCACCACGCUCGAGGGCGACAUCGCAGAACGCGACCGCCUGAUUGACGCCAUCCGCACCGAACUCGGCAGCACCAAAUCGGAGAAUGCCGCGCUCAGACAGGAAAUAGACGCCCUCAAAAAGGCGCUCCUCACCACGCCCGACGCGCUUAUCCUGCCGCCGCCCGGCCCGCUCCCGUCCGCAUCACCGGCCCCGGCGGCCAACAAGCAGCUUCUCACGCCCAACAUGCACAAGGACGUCCCCGCCAGCCCGUCUGCCGGCGCCAACAAGGCCUUCUGGGCCGGCCACAACGGCAUGUUCGGGGGUGGCGUCACCUCGGUACACACGACUCUCAUCCCUGAGAGCUUCGCACGUCCUCUUGCCAACGCGAACCCGAAGGGUCGCUUGCAGGAGAACAUGAACCCCGCGCUGAAUGCGCCUUCGCCCGCUACCGCCAACAACGGUAUGGGCGCGGUAGGUGGACGCUUUGACGCGUUCGCGGACCAGAACCCGUUCACGAUGAAGAUGCUCGACGCGUAUCGCAUGCAGCUCUGGACCCGUAUGGCACAGCAGACGCGCCAACAGCAACAGAUGCAGCAACACAUGGCGAAUGUCGCGGCGCAGAACCAGAACAAGGAUUCGCCCGCUGUCAAUGGGCUCGCGGCGAACCUGCGCCCGGCCUUCUUCAGCUCGGCGCGCUCGCCCGCGCUGUCCAGUCUUCUCUCCGGCAAGCACGCCGCUUCCGCACCUUCACCGUCUUCUGCCGCCGCGGCGUACCCCAGCCCGCCGGCUUCUCCCCGCGCUUCGGAGCGCAAGACAGCCGCAGCCGGCCCUUCCGCAAGUCAACAAGAACAGGCCGUCCUCGCCGCCAUGGCUGGCCAGACGCUCAUGGGUCGCCUCGGCUCCGCGUUCUGGGACGCUUUUGCGGGCGGCGCCGGCGCCAACAAGAGCGUCGACUCGGACAAGGUCCGCCGCGUGCUCGAGGGCAGCGCCGUCGUGCGCGUCGUGGACGUCGACGAGCCCGCACCGCGCACCCCGCCUGCGGCAUCGCCCCGUAUGGCCACCGCGUCCAGCCCCAAGCCGCCCAGUAUGCCGCGGAUGGCGACGGGUCUCAGCUCGGGCGAGCGCGAGAACGCGUUCGACGCUCUCAGCGGGGCGUUCGGCGCGCUCAGCUUGGGCAAGAAGUAG